AUGGGCUUUGCUGCCUCGCACAUCGCAUGGGCGCCGCAGAUCAAGCCGCUUUCGGGCACCGACAUCCCCAACAGCAAACGGAUAUCGAAGCAGCCUAUAACGGAUUCCGCUGCAGCACCAGUCACCAGCUCCGACGACAAUUCCGCCGCUCCUCCUGCCGCGCGCAUGGACGACCGGUCUGGAUGCAACGAAAAUGGUGACUGUACGGUUGCGGUGACAAUAGAGGGGGUGGACGCGCGGGGAGAUAUGCAAGCUGUGUCGGACGGUGGGCUUGAGCAAGCGGCUUUGCGGCAGGAGGAAGGGGGUAAGGAGCAGAGGGAAGCGGAAGGAGACGGGGAGGACGAAGAGGAGGAUUUGAUUCUCACAGGCAGGGAGGUUUGCGUUUUCGACAACCGAGGGAUUGGCAACAGCACGUGUCCCACCGACAAGAAUGCAUAUACAACUACGAUAAUGGCGAUGGAUGCGUUACACUUAGCGGAUCACCUCGGCUGGACGCAUUUCCACCUGGUGGGGCAUUCCAUGGGAGGCAUGAUCGCCAGUAAAGUGGCUGCCACCGCUCCCCACCGAGUGAAAUCUCUGGCGCUUAUCAGCGUCAGCGGCGGCGGCUUCGACCUUCUGCCCAGGCUUGACAGGCGGCUCUUCUCCGUGGGCGUGAGGAUGAUGAAGGCGCGUACGCCCGAGAUGAGGGCGCACGUGGACCUGGACACGCACUUCUCGAGGGAUUUCAUGGACGAGGUGGCUGGCGGCUCUUCAAGAAGAGACCUGCUGCACGUGGAGUACGUGCAGGUUCUGUCGGAGCCAGGGGCAAUGCAGCCGCCGCACGCAGCGAGCGGGCAUUUCAACGCGUGCUGGACGCACAAGCUGACCCGGGGCAACAUUGACAGAAUCUGCAGUGCUCGCAUCCCCACCGCCGUUAUUCAUGGAGUUGACGACAUCAUAGCACACGUCUCCCUGGGUGAGCGAGUGGCCAAGCGAUUAGCGGCAGUGGCUCGGUUCAUCCCACUCCUAGGGGCGCACAUGGUGGUGCGGGAGCGCACCCACGAGGUGAACGCGUGUCUGGAGGAGCUCUUUCACGCCGCGGAAACGCGCGUGCCGGUGGAGCAGUGGGUGCGGAGUCGUAGCGAUGUGGAUCUCCCUGGCUCGGCGCGCGAGCAGCACGAGAAGGCCAAGAAGAAGACGCUUGCUGCAAAAUUCAGGCACGAGUCUCUUAUGUGCUUCAUGACGUGCUGUGGUGUCUUUGCUGUACAUCCAUCGUCCUCCACUCUUCUAUGCUUCUUUGUCUCUCUCUAUUCUAUUGCGGUGCCUGUAUUGACCACUCCCUCUUUCCUUCUUACUCCAUCCUUAGCAUGCUCGCAAAGGCACCCUUCCUCACCCCUUUUCUCCUCUUUUCUCUAUACCUCCCUUACCCCAUCCCCGUUGUCACACCUACAGGGCUUUGCUGUGGAGCUUGUUUCUCCCCCUGUACCUCGUGAUCUGCCAGCUGCUGUCAUGGCCGUUACCUGA
Molecule: messenger RNA, 1503 nt
Organism: Closterium sp. Yama58-4
Lineage: Eukaryota; Viridiplantae; Streptophyta; Zygnematophyceae; Desmidiales; Closteriaceae
Source: the annotation of a GenBank genome assembly